AUGCCGCCACACCAACGAACCGAUGACCGCUUUCCCCGCCCAUCAACGCAGCCUAUAUCAGUUGACUUCAUUGAAAACCGACAGACAGAGUUCCGCAAUGCCCAAGGCGAGCUACCAUGCGAGUUUGACGCAAGCCGUCAAAAAUUUGUACCUCGUCCGAUGGCCUGGGGCACAGCGCUGGAAGACUAUGAACAAGAAUUGAAGGAAAGCAAACUAAGAGUAGUGGCGACGAAAGAGAGCUUUGCGAACGCUCUCUCAGCCCUAAAGAAGAAGAAGUCCAAAGACAAGAAAAUAGCAAGCUUCGAUCCGGAUUCGUGUCACGACUGGAACGAGAUCACUGAGCUCAUACAUGUUGUGGUAAAGGAGUACCAUAGGGAUGAUACAGCAUGGGGACAGAUACGCGUCGCGUUCAGAUGCGUUGGGGCUAACGCGAAGUCCAUACAGUCUUUUGUGGGCCUCUUACCUGAUGGAGAGUACAAGACUCUCUGCGGAGGGCUGACAUUAAUCUUAACGCUGCGGGAGGCUAUGACAGAACACUCUGAAGUCCGUGAAAGGAUGGCUGAUCUGCUGCGAGAAGUCCCCGAAAUCGUGAAUCAGUGCGAGCAGUACCAGACGCUCUAUCCAGGACGUAACACCAUACAACUGUGCGUGAAUGACAUCUACAUUAAUCUCCUCAUAGCUCUCGAGGCGAUCCUCGAGUGGUACAAACAAUCUUCCUGGAGUAAGUCGGCUCUACCCGUACCACAAACUUCAUGGAACUUUAUAGUCAGAGUAUGGAUCUAUACUGACAUUGUAGAACACGUCAAGGAUAGUUUGUUGAAGAACAAUAAUUAUGGAUAUAAAAUUGACCAGUGCCUUAAAAACAUCCGCGAGUCUAAGAGUCGCUUCAUGGAAGAGACCCAGUUGUACCAGGCUUGGUCUCAGCAAGCUAUACUUUCUACUACACUCGCAAACAAUACCCAAUCCCGAGAGAUCAACUCGAACGUUCUCGGCCUUGGUGGACGCAUUGGUGAAGUCCAAUCGACUCUUCAAGAGGUGAAAGCGUAUGGGAGAGGGCUGAACGCGCUUAAAGACUCUCUCGAUGACGCGAUCAAGAAUGCUGCAUGGAAUGGCGAUAUAAAGAGAUUUGCUGAAGACUGGAUGCAGGAACGCUUGGAUGCCGCAAAUGACAAGCAAAGAAUACUCGAACUCGAAGAGCAGGUUGCCAAGGCAACUAUCACACCAGUGCAACUUAUGAAGGAGCUAAAACUGAACCAGGCUAAACAUACACAUGUACCGGAAGUUUCUAUAGUACUCAAGCAUGGACUGAACAGCCCUGCGAAAUUUCAGAAUCGCGCUGGCUGGGUGGGCAAAACCACCGAAUUUCGGAAUUGGCUGGGAGGGCCAGACAAAUCCCAGAUGCUGUGUAUCCAAGGCCACGAUGAGUUCGAAAAGACGUCGCCAUUGAGCUUCCUCAUAUCACUUCUCUACGAAAAACUGGAAACGGCGCCCCGCACGCUGGUCCUCCCUUUCUUUUGUGGACGAAGUACUGUGAGUUCCGGACCAGCGCUCAUGGUAAGAGCAUUGUUCGUCCAACUUCUUGCGCUGUGUGAUAAGCAUGGACACACUGGCGAAAGAGGGCGCCCUCUGCUCUCUUUUCUUGGGUUGGACGACAUGGCAAGAAUGAAGGAUCUUUGCUACGAGACAUACGCAGAAGCGGUCGCACAACUGCUCAGAGGGCUGCGGAAGGCUUAUAGCGCGAUGUUCAUCCUUAUCGAUGCCGUUGAGUUUUACGACUUUGAGUGGGAGGAUGAAAUGGAUGAUUUUGUGAAGAACAUGAGGAAGUUGGUGAGAUGGUUCAACAAGUCCGAGGAUGGAACGUCUGGUAGCGUUUUAAGGGUACUUGUAACGGCAUCCUCAUGGUCGAAGCGCUUUUCGUCUCCUCCGAGAUCGCUAGUCGUGCUUGAUGUGCCUGAAUAUAUAGAUGGGUCUCUAGACGGGUUCGAGAGAUUUACAUAG
Messenger RNA from Alternaria atra, 1998 nucleotides. RefSeq lists its product as uncharacterized. The record is from RefSeq and is a predicted model, not a curated record. Lineage: Eukaryota; Fungi; Ascomycota; Dothideomycetes; Pleosporales; Pleosporaceae. The transcript is spliced from 4 exons. The coding region runs from base 1 to 1998 and encodes 665 amino acids.